This is a messenger RNA of Chlamydomonas reinhardtii, 2058 nucleotides long. RefSeq lists its product as uncharacterized. The transcript has 2 exons. Lineage: Eukaryota; Viridiplantae; Chlorophyta; Chlorophyceae; Chlamydomonadales; Chlamydomonadaceae. Bases 219 to 1430 code for a protein of 403 amino acids. Gene Ontology annotation, cellular component: cytoplasm. The record is from RefSeq and is a predicted model, not a curated record.
UGUAAUUGCGGGUGACGAAUCGCAGUAGGGGGCUGUUCUGUUAGUAGGAAAAGGCUGGCCGUCGCAGGUGUUGCCUCGCUCGGUGUUGUGGCGGUUACUUGCCUUGAUUGCGAACACCUUAAUCCUUACCCGCACAGUUUUAAAACAAUACUUAUGUCCGCUUAUGACUUCAUACAUAUAGGGAACGCCUGCUGUAGAUUGUGAACGAGUUUGAGACCAUGAAGAAAGUUAAACUUUCCGCGACAACUGGUGCUGCUGCAGGCAAGGCUGCAGGCGCUCCCGGAGGAUCUAAUGGCCCAACUAAUGCUGGCGUAGCUGCAGUGGACCCUUUAGCCCGGCGCGUUGGGAAAGUCAUCUUCGAUGCCGCUCCUGUGCGCGUCUGGCUCCCAUUGGUCCUCCGCACGCGAAAGAUUUCUGCAUACUGGGAGUCAUACCAUAAUGCAGACUUCGACAGGCGUGACUGUACUGCGGCAGAGGACUGGACGUUGGAGCAGGUGGCCAGCGCAUUCAAUGAGCUGUAUCGCGGUGGGCGCUAUGAGAACAGCGUUUGCCUGGCCGUGAAGGAGUACGUGGAGGCUGAACUGCUGCGGGAGGAGGCUCGACCGCUUGUGGAGCUAUUCUACCAGGUGCCGGACGGCACGCGCAUGGGUCCCGGUCACCUGUGGGACGGCGGUGAGGAGAAGGCGUACUGGGAACUGCUGCCGGCAGCGUUAAGACCCUUCGGCCCCAGCGUAAGCUUCCCGCGGGUCCUUAGGGUGCUGGAAAGCACUCUGGCGGGCGGCGGGCAGCCUGAUAUCCUCUCCCAGCUGGACCACCGCCUGCCGCUGCGGCGUGUGCUGCACAUCGACGGUGCCGACCAAGGCGCGGAGAGCAUCACGCCCGGGCCCCACGUGGAGGGCCUGUUCUGGGUGGCGGUAGUGGGGGCCGCUCCCCGGGCGGCUGCCCAGCCGGCGGCGGGGGGCAGCGCGGCGGGCGCGGCGGGUGCGGCGGGUGCGGCGGGCGCGGCGGGCGCGGCAGGCGCGGCGGGCGCGACAGGCGCGGCGGGCGAGGAGGGCGCAGCGGGUGCGGCGGGUGCGGCGGGCGCGGCGGGCGCGGCGGGUGCGGCGGGUGCGGCGGGUGCGUCAGCGUCUGCCACCGCCGCCGCCGCCGGACGUGGGCAGCAGGCGGCGGCGCCGCCGGCAUCGGCGCCAUCCGCGGCGGCGGCGGCGGCGGAUGCGGCCUCUCCGGUCGUGCACCGCAGCUCCUGCCCUGCGCUCCAGGCGGCGGCGCCGGCGUCGGUGGCAGUGUUCCCGGUGUUCGGCCGCUUUGACGCUCGUGUCAAGGUGUGGGACAUCGACCACGGCUUUGGCGCGGAGCCGCGCCCGCACGUUUGGACCCGGUGCGGUCACCCGCAGUGCAGUGGGUUGUUCCAGGCUGCUGCCGAGCAGUAGUGGCAUGCAGACAUGGUCUGCCCCGCCAGUUGGUGGGGCACUCAUGAGGAGUGAGCACGGCUUACCGUCCUUGUUGCAUGUCGUCUGUCCACUGUCUUGACGUUUGUGUUGGAACAAACCCGCUGGUCAGUGCGCGGCCUGUUUUGCGAUGCUUCUACUUGAUGUGUUUGCGUGUGCACUGCUGCAUGCCAUCGGGCCUGCUGACGCUCCCUGCUGAUCACACGGCCGACAAUAUGCGUGCAAGCGCUGCCCCUGUGCAAGUACAGUAUCAUCUGACGAGUGUGGUGUUUGUUGCUGUGACUCAGCGCAGUCAGGCAGUGGUGGUGUUUGGGGCCGGGGCAAGAUGGUUUGGUUGACAUGGCGCAUUUACGGUACUAGCUGCGGUUGUAGUUCAAGGAGUGCGAGCAGGAAUAUUCCUUCAUUAAUGAGUCCGCGUGAAAACAGUGCAAUUGCAACGCGUUGGCGUGCAUAUCACAAACACCUGCAUUGCAGCGGAAUGGUAUCGUACACGUGAGUAUGCGGGUCUACUGGAUGGGACUUCCUGUCCAGAGGUAGGCCGUCAGGCGCACAUCGAAUUGCUGGGGUAUACAUGACAGCCGAGGCAACAUCUGUGUAACUGUAGUUGAGA